GCGUCUGCGCCGACGCUGCUGCCAACUGGCACAAUGCCGUUGACGGAAAUCGGACGGGAUUGUCGACUGCGGACGCCAGCAGUCACGCAGAAUGGCAGCAUGCCUGCGACACAGCCACACAAAAAUCAUCACAAGAAAUUGUAGUAGCGACUAGAACGUCGCGCGGUUAACAACGCGUUGUUCCCCAAAAAUAAUUGGAUUGAAAUUCAUAUGAAAGCAAAUUGUAAACUUGGAUUUCAAAAGCUCUAAAUUAAAGUGUGAAAGGAAAUGAAAAAACACAUAAAAAAUAAAGUAAAUUAUAGAGAAGAAAAAAUUAUUGAAGAGCAAAACAAACAGUGAAUAACGCAAAGUAAAUUGAAAUUAUGUACAUAGUAAAAAAAGUUACGGAGAUAAUUUGAAUGUAAAAAUUUGCAGUUGCAAUAACUCAAACCCGCGUCCCCAACGCAAUUGAAGCAGUAGCAGUCUUCGUGCUUUUCAUAUGGCAAGAGUAUAGUGUCAGCCUAAUAACAUAAAUAAACAACCGGUUGCAUUGCCGCUGCUAAAUAACAACAACAUUUGAAAAGUGAACUCGAAUUAAUAAAAAAAAGUAAUUGAUAACAUUUGUGGAGCGAAGUAAAAUUGUGUGAAUGCAUUACGUACACACUGUGGUGAACUGUGCUUAUUUAGUCAACUAAAGGUGCAUAAAAAACACUGGGUACCUAGUUACUUUGUUCUUUUGACGCGCCACCAUUUUCUAACGGAAAUCAGACGUCGUCGGUUAAUUUGUAUCUACGCCAACUUUUUCGAAAUAAAAAACUUUAAAAAUUCAAAAAAAAAAAACACCCACACACACAUAUGUAAAUACUUAAUAAACACUUCCGCUCUUGCAAUGGCGCCCGCACGCGGUUAUAACUCUUAAAACAAGCAGAACAAAAAAAAAUUUGAAACAAAAAACAUUUCAUGUAAAAUGUAUUAGCUCAAAGCAAAAUCAAGUGAAAAUAAAUUGCCGUCGCAUUUGCCGAUUUUUGCUGAUUUUCUUUGGCAAAGAAAUCUUAAACGCAUAAACUACGCGUAGGUACUAACAAAGAUAUCUCAUUCCAAUGUUGUCUUGCCUGGUGCCGUCGUCAUCACGUUUUGGCCAAGAGGAUAAUAUUAUAAAUCAAAGUAUGCCAUCAUCACCAGCGUUUGCCGUGCAAUUUCCCUCAUUGGCAUCAAGUUUGCACCAUCCUCAUCAUCAAAACGGUUCAAAAAACAACAGUAACGUUGAGGAGGAGAACACCUCUAUGCCGGGUCCAAUUUCACCACACACAGAUUUUAUGGUAAAUUGUCCGCGAUGUCCGACCCGACUAGGAUUUCAGUCUCUGCGCGAGCACAUUGCCAGCGAACAUUCGCAUGAGAAACUUAAUAACGAAAACUAUCCAUCCAGCCUCGCCUACCAUCACCACCACCACCAUCACCAACAACAACAACAACAACAACAUAACCACCUACAGCAACAACAUCAACAAUCAUACUCACAUCAUAGUGUCGUCGAUAUUGAAGACGAUAACGAGGACAACGAGAACGUCGACGACGAGGACGACGAUAACAGCAGUAGUAACAGCAACAGUAACGGCAGCGCUGUAAAGUUCACAAACUCACCUAAUCCAAACAAUAACAACAACAACAACGAUAGCAAUAUUAAAAACAAUAACAACAGUAGUAUUACAAGUAUUGAAUACGCAACACAUUCACCUAUUACACCAACAGUUACAAACUCUAUCAUCAGCGCCACCGCCAACAGUCCCAUCUCACCGCACACAAACACCAGUAAGCAACAGUCGUCGUCGUUGUCAUCGAAAAUGAUUCCGAAUGUGACGCCCACCGUCUCACCAACACCAGCUAACGAUCUCAGCGCCGCCACUUCACCAUUUGCUGCAGCCGCAGCCGCAGCAGCAGCGGCGGCAGCUGCCGCUCAACAUCAAUUGCCACCUUUGCCGCCCCACCUAACGCAUCCGCAUGGCAUGCAUCCACACUUGCCUGCUGCUGCACAACUUAUGGCCGCUAUGGCUGCCAUGCAGGCGCAACAACAACAACAACAGCAACAAAGUGAUCGAGUAAAUGGAUUGAGUAAUGGAAUUGGCGGCGGAGCUGCGACUGCGUUAACAUCGAACACAUCUGCGCGCACCACCUCACCCACGAGUCAAUUGCUAGCUUUUGCCACCAACGGACAUCAUCAUCCACAUGCGGCGACGCAUGCGCUGGCGGCGGGCAAUAUUAAUGGUUGCGCUGGUGGCGGUGGUGGUAGCAUUUACGAUAUGGAUGCGGCGUGUUCAGCUUCAAGUCCGGGUUCGAUUGGAGGCAAUGAAAUGGGCGCCUAUCACUGCGUGCAAUGUACGGCGACAUUCCAGACACGCGAACAACUGGAGAAACACGAGGUGCUCCAUUCGCCCAGUGCGCAAACGCAAACGUCAAAUCAAGUGAGUACAAGUGAAACACUAUUCUCAUAG
This is a messenger RNA of Rhagoletis zephyria (snowberry fruit fly), 2468 nucleotides long. Its product is annotated as zinc finger protein 1-like. The record is from RefSeq and is a predicted model, not a curated record. NCBI's taxonomy places the organism in Eukaryota, Metazoa, Arthropoda, Insecta, Diptera, Tephritidae.